Messenger RNA from Apis florea (little honeybee), 1112 nucleotides. RefSeq lists its product as uncharacterized. The record is from RefSeq and is a predicted model, not a curated record. Lineage: Eukaryota; Metazoa; Arthropoda; Insecta; Hymenoptera; Apidae.
UGCGAAAAUUGAAGGUUAAAAAGAGAAAAAACACCAACGUUUUCCUCGUCAAGUUCCACGUCAAAACAAAACAAAAACGCGUCUUUGUUUCUAUCGGUUGCAAAAAGAAGGAUGGAGAGACAAGGCGAUGGUCGAAAUACAAAGCUCUGUAUUUCUGUAGCGGUGAAUUUCUUAGAAAAGAGGCUUGGACGGGCCCCGAUUGCCGAAAGUAAAGGAAGAUUUGACUUUUUGCCUGGAUAUUAACGGAACGGCGUUAACCCCGAGGGGCCUGAACGUGGCAGAGAGCGAAGGGUAGAGGGGAACGCGGAAUAUAAAGGAGAGUGCCCCGUGCUACAGGGGCUUAGUACCGUUCAAAGAUGCAGGCUGCCGAGAUGAUGCGCGAUACCAGGGCCAUCUGCUGCGAUCUUGUGUUUCUGUUAUCCCUCUCGAUCAGUUAUGUCCAUUCGUUUCCGCUUCAAGUUUUGCCUACCAUCCAGGGAUACAUUCCGGUUUACAUAAGGUAUGGUAAUCAACCACUCGAGGAGAUAAAUCCUAAGUUAGCCGAGGCGUUUCACGAGGGAUCGAGUACCCGCUACGCUGACUCGCCGAUGAAUAAUUUGAAUAAGAAACUUGAUCUAGAUCUUGCUAACGACGAGAACGAUGAGAAAUUAACAGAGGAGGAUUUGGAAAGAAAAUCUGCAGCCAAUGUGAUCAGAGAGGUUCAAGAAACGUGGAAAGUCGAUCCAUUAAUCGAGGAAGGGAAAAAUGUUGAAGAGAGAGAUAAAAGCGACAGAGUUAAAGGAGACAGAGUAAAGAGUCCAAAUAAUAUACACGAUUCGAAUUUCCAUCUCGCCGAAUCGUCUAUGGAUAAAUAUCGUUACAAAAACGAUCAAACUUUUACCUCGAACACAAAUGUCGAUCAAAUGAUCGCUCAAGAAUCAAUUCAAUCUGAUAUUUACGAAGAUGAACGUCGUGUCGAGGAUAGCACUUCUGACUCUUGACCUUGAAUGGAGGAUUCAAUUUCUGAGUUUGCCCGAGGAAAAAAAUUUUCUUUUUUUCUUUCUAAGCAAGAUCACCUUCGCAGCAAUCACUUUACUGCCACUGGAAAAAGCAACGAGCGGAAAAUGAAUAUU